Messenger RNA from Alligator mississippiensis (American alligator), 2058 nucleotides. RefSeq names its product protein-lysine 6-oxidase. Gene Ontology annotation, biological process: peptidyl-lysine oxidation. The coding region runs from base 62 to 1288 and encodes 408 amino acids. Gene Ontology annotation, molecular function: protein-lysine 6-oxidase activity; copper ion binding. The transcript has 7 exons. Lineage: Eukaryota; Metazoa; Chordata; Crocodylia; Alligatoridae. The record is from RefSeq and is a predicted model, not a curated record.
UGCCACAGCCCGGCGAGGAGGGAGGCUGAGCUCGCAGUCGGCGCAGGAGGGUCCCCGGACCAUGGCCGGGCUGAGCUGCGCCCCGCUCGCCCUCCUCCUCCUCCUCCUCGUGCUGCUGCCGGUGCCCCGAGGCGGUGCCCAGCGCCCAGCCGGGCUGCGGAGGCAGCGGACCCGCUGGCAGGACCGCGGGCGGCUCGACAGCCUCCCCGGCUCCCAGCUCCCGGCGGCCGGCGGGGAUCCCCCGCGGCGUGACGUCAGGGGGGAACCCUCCGGGCAUGACGCCAGAAGGAACCCCCCUCCAGGGACCCCGGCGUCCCCGCGCGAUGCCCGUGGGCACGUGCCCGACGUCAGCCCGGAGGGAAUCCCCAGUGGCGCACGUGGCAGAGGGAGUCCCACGGGGGCCCGGGCCCGUGGCAGCCGCAGGGGCUCUGGGGCCAGGGGAGGGGAUGCUCAGCCCGGGACCCCUUCUAGCAGGGCCGCGCCAGCCCCGGGCGAGGAGGAGUGGGGGGCCUGGGACCCCGAGAGCAUGGCCGGGGACGACCCCCGCAACCCCUACAAGAGCUGGAACACCGUCUUGUACAACGUCUACUCCGGCGGCGGGCCUCGCCAGGACCCGGCCGCGGGCCACAGGCGGCCUGGCUAUGGGACCAGGUACUUUCAGAACGGCUUGCCUGACUUGAUCCCAGAUCCGUACUACAUUCAAGCCUCCACCUACAUUCAGCGCGUGCAGAUGUAUGCCUUGAGGUGUGCGGCUGAGGAGAACUGCCUGGCCAGAUCCGCCUACCGACCAGGUGUGACUGACAUCAGCUACAGGGUGCUGCUCCGCUUUCCACAAAGGGUCAAAAACCAGGGGACUGCUGACUUCCUCCCAGUGAAGCCGCGCCACGCCUGGGAGUGGCACAGCUGCCACCAGCAUUACCACAGCAUGGAUGCCUUCAGCAACUACGACCUCCUGGAUGCGGUGUCCCAGAGAAGGGUGGCGGAAGGGCACAAGGCCAGCUUCUGCCUGGAGGACACCACAUGCGACGCGGGCUUUCGGCGGCGCUAUGCCUGCACGGCCCACACCCAGGGCUUGGGGCCAGGCUGCUACGACACCUACAAUGCCAACAUCGACUGCCAGUGGAUUGACAUCACAGAUGUGCCCCCUGGCAACUACAUCCUCAAGGUGACCGUCAACCCCAACUUCCUGGUGGCCGAGUCGGAUUUUACCAACAACGUGGUGAGGUGCAGCCUCACGUACACGGGAACCUUUGUCACCGCACGGAACUGCCGCAUCACCAGAUUCUAGCCUGGGCCCCUCUGCAAGCGACAGGAGCACCAGACUCCACACCUGCUCCACAGGAUGCCUCUGCCACCACUUGGUUCCCCCUGACCGCAGCGCUUGCCCCAGGGGAUGCCCUGGGACCCUCUCUGCCGCGUUGCUUUUCCAUGUCUCUUACCUGGUGCCUGUGGGAAUCCAGGUAGAGCAGCUGCCCAGGGCUCAGCACGGCCCGAGCUGGAGAUCACAGCAUCCACCCCUGAACAAACUCGAAGCUGUCUAGUCCUUGCUGCACUGCUGCCAGCUCAGGCAUCGCAUUUCCUUGCCAGCAUCGCUCGCUCUGGGGUCUGCACGGGCUCAAACAAGGGAAGGCAUGGUACCUCGCACCUGGGUGGUAUCUCAUGCUCCCUGCUGCUCAGGAGCCAAGUUCUUCUCCGGCUCCAUCCCAGCUCAACGGGGCAUCCCAGCUGUGGGGCGGCUUGUACCCACCGCUUCCCCCUGCAAUGAUCCCCAAAUCCUGGUAGUCAGAGCUUCUUUAUCAGUCACUUCCCACAACCCAGAGAGGAACAGCCCCUGUCCAGCUGGGACCCCAGCUCGGGGGCGAGCGGUAGGGAUGAGGCCAGUCUGAGCAGGGAGACGGGGGAACGUGGCUCUCGGCCCUAGGGUGGGGAGGCUCCAGUGGCCGGCUCGGUUGUGGCAGUGGCAAAGCUGGGGGGACACGGGCAGGCUGGGAGCCUGCAGCAGGGAGAUGCUGCAACCUGUGUUCUUUGAUCCUCUGAAUAAAAUUCACAAUACUGGAA